AAGCACCUCCAAACCUGCCUCCUGGAGUGCCACCCUUGCUGCCCAACCCUUACAUUAUGGCUCCCGGCCUGCUUCACCCAUACCCACCCCAAGUGUAUGGCUACGAUGACCUACAGAUGCUGCAGACCAGGAUACCACUGGACUAUUACAGCAUCCCAUUUGCCACUCCAACCACAGCACUGACUGGCAGGGAUGGCAGUUUGACAAGCAACCCAUAUUCUGCUGGUGACCUGUCCAAGUUUGGCCGUGGCGACGCCUCGUCUCCUGCACCCACCACAACGCUGGCCCAGCCACAGCAGACCCAGACACAACCGCACCAUACCACCCAGCAGCCCUUCCUCAACCCAACCCUUCCACCAGGAUACAGCUACACCAGCCUGCCCUAUUAUACUGGUGUGCCCGGUCUGCCCAACACCUUCCAGUACGGCCCUGCCAUGUUUCCGGUAAGGUUUCUUAAGGCAUCUUUUACAUGGCCAAGUUAAAGCUUCUCUGUGCCUUCUCAUAAUUCAGUGUAAAGGGA
Messenger RNA from Sinocyclocheilus anshuiensis, 520 nucleotides. RefSeq names its product ubiquitin-associated protein 2-like. The transcript has 4 exons. The coding region runs from base 57 to 482 and encodes 141 amino acids. The record is from RefSeq and is a predicted model, not a curated record. Lineage: Eukaryota; Metazoa; Chordata; Actinopteri; Cypriniformes; Cyprinidae. Gene Ontology annotation, cellular component: nucleus; cytoplasm.